AUGAUCCUGCUUAAAAAUUUCAUUAACUGCUGAGGAUUGAAGGCCUAUCCUAUAAUAAAAAUGAAUUCAGCAACCAGGUACGUGCAUAGAAACUUCAUUACCAAGUACAAUGAAUUGACAAGAUCAGACGUCUUCUAUUCAAGCUCCACUGCACGAAAGCCAAAGAAAGGCGAUCCCAGCUCACUGAAUAUAGCGGCACUGCCAAUAAUAAAACGAGAGGUGAAAAACAGGCUUUCACGCAAAGAAGUCUGUAGCCUCCAAGACUACGAUUUAGAGACUUAUAUUACUGAGCUAGCUUUAAUAGAUUAUUCCUACUUUAAAGGUAACUUCUAAGCAGCAACCAGCAUUGAAGAACUGAUGGCGGGGAUAAUUGCGUUUAUGAGGAAAGAAACAAAAUUUUGGAUUUUGGACUCUGAGGUGUAUAAUGCGAUAAAAGAGACUGGAGAAUUCAAACCAGAGGAUAAUCAAAAUGGAAAUGGGAACUCAGAUAGCUUGGAGGAUGAUAGAAGUAUCCCGUAUAGUGUUUUAAGAGAGCAUAUUAAUAAAUCGUCAUCAGAAACACUUUUCGCUGCGAAUAGAUAUAUGCGUAUCCCUAGACUUCCGCUUGUUAUAUUCCCUAUGAUUUUCCAGUUCAUUAAAAAAGAUUAUCUCGACAUCCCUGAGCACCUUGCCAAAGUUGGUGACUUUUUCUUACAAAACUUGAUUUAUACCAGUUUAUUAAGAGCCAAACAUCAUUAUAAAAUAGAACUGACUUUCAGAGAAAUAAAUAACGAUGACCCCCCUCAAUCUUCAUGUCUAUUGCAACAAAAAUGCAAUUUUUUAAUAUAAUGCUUUAUAUAAAAAAAAAAAUUUCAUGUCUCUUGCAACAAAUUUUCAAUGUACAUCUUAAUUAAAUAAAUUCUUUAGAUUCAAUUAACUAUUAAAUAAGCUUUAAAAUUAAUUAAUUUACAGGAUUUUGACUAACUCACUAGAGAAAAAUGUAUUAAAUUUUUUUAUAAAAAUGUUUUGUUGUGGUAUGCAUGAAGAUUUUUUCGAAAAAAUUUUUGUUGCAAUAGACAUGAAGAUUGAGCGGGGGGUCAUCGUUAAUUACCAGAAAAACGAAAAAUUUAGAAGAGAAAUCCACAUGAAAAGCGACGUUGUCCACAAGCCCAGCGAUUUCUCAGAAUUGCUGCCAUUAGGACAAGAUACUGUUGAUUUAAUGCUAAAAUUUCGAGAUUUUUGCGAAAAUGAAGGGAUGAAUUUAUCAGCCAUUUUUGAUAGAUACCACGAAAUGAAAACCAAAGAAGAAGAAACUUUAGCGCUGACCUUAAAAUUCUGUAUAGAAGGUUUUACAAAGUUUGUUGAAGGCAGUGGGCCGAUUUUCGAAAGAGUUGUAAAGAUGAGCAAAAGAAAACUUGAUGAUGGGACAGCCUUUUUCCAUUAUGAUAUAGCCAAACCUCCAAUAAUUGAUGAAAACGCAGAAGUAGACGAAAGCUCGUGCGAAGAUUUAAGAGCGUAUUUAUGAAAUAAAAGGAAAAUACCUGGCAUGCUAGAUAUGAAUGCAGCGCUGAAAGGAGAAGAAGGGAUCACUAAAGUGGCAGAACAUCUACUUGAGUUUUAUGAAAGCCCAGAAGAAAAGAAAAAACGAAGCUAUAGGUAUUUUUCUCAAGAAAGAUCUGAAUGAAAUGCAGAGGAUUACGAAAGAUUCUAUAAAGCCGUUGAAAAAUAUAACGCAGAGCCUCUUGCUAACAAGAAAAUUGCUAAAUAUAUGGGAAAGCAUAUUGACCCGAACGGAGAACUUUUUGGGACGGCAAAAAUACUGCAAGGCUCGGCAAAAAACUGCAAGGCCAGUAAAAAAAUGGCAAAGCCAAGCAAAAAAAUGCAAAACUUGCAAAAUUUUUGCAAGUUUUGCAAAAACAUUGACAAAAGCAAAAGCAAUUUAAAAAAAAAAAAGCAAAGCCAUGCAAAAAUUUAAAAAAAAAUGAAAAAUUUCGCAAAGCAGGCAAAACUUUUGCAGGGUGGCAAAAAAGUUGCAAAAAUUGGCAAAAAUCACGAUUAGAAAAUUUAAACAGUAAAAUUUAAUAAUUUAUUGGAAGUGUAGUACAAUGUUAAAUUAUUUAAACAACAUAUAAUAUAGAAAAAGUAGAAAUUAAUUUCGUGAAAUAAAUGCUAAAGUUUAAUACAAAUAUCUUUUUUAAAGAAUUUUCUAAAAGCAUGACUUAAAAAUUUUAAAAAUUUGGAAAAUUUAAUUUUGGCAAAAUUUUAAAAUGAGAUACAACAAAGUGUUUUGCCAAAAUUAAAUUUUCCAAAUUUUUAAAAUUCUUAAGUUAUGUUUUUGGAAAAUUCUUUAAAAGAUAUUUGUAUUAGACUUUAGCAUUUAUUUCACGAAAUUAAUUUCUACUUUUUUCUAUAUUAUAUGUUGUUUAAAUAAUUUAACAUUGUACUACACUUCCAAUAAAUUAUUAAAUUUUACUGUUAAUUUUCUAAUCGUGAUUUUUGCCAAUUUUUGCAACUUUUUUGCCACCCUGCAAAAGUUUUGCCUGCUUUGCGAAAUUUUUCAUUUUUUUUUAAAUUUUUGCAUGGCUUUGCUUUUUUUUUUUUUAAAUUGCUUUUGCUUUUGUCCAAUGUUUUUGCAAAACUUGCAAAAAUUUUGCAAGUUUUGCAUUUUUUUGCUUGGCUUUGCCAUUUUUUUUACUGGCCUUGCAGUUUUUUGCCGAGCCUUGCAGUAUUUUUGCCGUCCCAAAAAGUUCUCCGACCCGAACCAUGUCAGAUAUGAACGUCAACAAUAUAAUAAAAAAUUGAAGCUGAUGAACUCCAACCCAGAAAGCCCUGCUGAGUCGCUUAAAAAUUAA
Messenger RNA from Blepharisma stoltei, 2831 nucleotides. Lineage: Eukaryota; Ciliophora; Heterotrichea; Heterotrichida; Blepharismidae. The record is from the annotation of a GenBank genome assembly.